Hippopotamus amphibius kiboko is the source of this 5536-nucleotide messenger RNA. Its product is annotated as KIAA0586 ortholog. Gene Ontology annotation, cellular component: ciliary basal body; centriole. The transcript is spliced from 32 exons. Gene Ontology annotation, biological process: smoothened signaling pathway. Lineage: Eukaryota; Metazoa; Chordata; Mammalia; Artiodactyla; Hippopotamidae. Bases 633 to 5354 code for a protein of 1573 amino acids. The record is from RefSeq and is a predicted model, not a curated record.
GGGCGUCUCAUUGUGGUUGCUCUAGGCACACAGGUUUCGGCAGUUGUGGCACGUAGUUGUGGUUCUUGGGCUCUAGAGCGCAGGCUUAGUUGUGGUGCACAGGCUUAGUUGCUCUGCGGCAUGUGAGAUCUUCCUGGACCAGGGAUCGAACCUGUGUCCCCUGCAUUGGCAGGUAGAUUCUUAACCACUGUGCCACCAGGGAAGUCUAAGAGUGCACUUUUAAAUAGUAAUUUGGGUCAGAAAGUUAUUCAUGUUGCAGCCUGACCACAGUGAAUCUAAUUGGCAGCUCAACAUUUUCCCCUUUAUAGUCUUUACUCUUUUUGAGGCUUGUUUAAAUAGUCUUUAGUUUGAUAUGCUUUUUAAGUUUUAACGGUUGGUGCUUUCUUGGUAGUUUGUAGAAUGUAUAUUUUGAGGAACUUUAAAAUUCUGCUCUAAACUUAUCAAUCUGUUUCAGGAGAGCAUCGAAUGGGGGUUGAACAUCUUAGCAAUGCCCUUUUGGCGUGUGGGCAACCACAGGAACUUCUGAAAGUUUUCAAACACACACUUCCUCCCAAGGUAUUUGAGAUGCUGUUGCGCAAAAUUCCCCUUAUUUGCCAGUCCUCAAAGCGGUGAAAAUUUUGUUCUGAAGUUUUAUGGACUCAGAAGAAAAUUCUGUUCAGAAUUGUGGGACUAGUUUUGUUACCAAUAAUAUGAAAGCCUCUGAGUUUAGCCCGGAAAAGAGAAAAAAGGUUAAAAUACCAGCGAGGAGACUUCGUGAGGUAGUUUCUCCAAAUCAGGGAGAUAAUUUGGCCUUGCUGAAAGAUGAGUUGUCCCGUGUUCCUCCAGCGUUGUCGGCAAAUAAACGUCUUCCUGUUAGAACUGGGAAGAGCUUGAAUGGAACGUUAUGCGGUGCAUCAGACUUAACUUCUGCCAGAAAUUAUCAGCAGCCUCCAUUAGAAAAUCCCACUGUAUCAGAAAGUGAUUUUUCUAAAGAUGUUGCAGUGCAAGUGUUGCCUUUGGAUAAAACGGAAGAGAACAACAGACAAAAAGAAAAUGACAUCUUUAUUUCUCAGUACACUAUGGGACAGAAAGAUGCUCUAAGAGCAGCUUUAAAACAAAAGGCUCAAAGCAUGCCUGUUUUUAAGGAGGUGAAAGUACAGCUCUUAGAAGAUGCCGGCACAGAAAAGGACCCUAUUACUCAGGAGAACAGAACUUCACCCAGUGGAAUUGAUUCGGCUACAACUGUGGCUGCAGCAACUGCCGCCGCCAUUGCAACAGCAGCUCCACUGAUAAAAGUGCAGAGUGAGUUGGAAGCAAAGGUCAAUUCUGUUACAGAAUUACUCAAUAAAUUACAGGAGACUGAUAAACAGUUACAACGUGUUACAGAGCAGCAGACCAUUCAGAAUAAACAAGAGAAACUACACUGUCAUGAUCAUGAAAAGCAAAUGAAUGUGUUUAUGGAGCAGCACAUUAGGCAUCUUGAAAAAUUGCAGCAACAACAAAUAGACAUUCAGACUCAUUUCAUUAGUGCUGCACUCAAGACUAGUAGUUUUCAGCCUGUUACUCUGCCUCCUUCUAGAGCAUUGGAAAAGUAUUCUGUAAAACUAGACCAUUUGAAUUUUGGUAGCAGUAAUCUAUCUUCAGAUAACACCUUUGCUUCCAAACAAGCACCUUCAAGAGGGGUUGAAGAUAUGAAUUUGGAUAAACAGAAAUCUCCUUUGGAGACACCAGCACCUCGCAGAUUUGCACCUGUACCUGUUUCAAAGGAUGAUAAAAUAUCAAAGAGGGAGAAUCACAUGGAAGAAAAAGAAAAUAUGGAGAUGUCACAUCAUACAGGAAAUGUAGGAUUCUUGGAACAAAUUUUGAAUAACCAUGAUUCUUUGACAAGGAUAAGUGAAUCUUUAGACAAAAACUCACUAACUAGAUCAAAAAUAGGAUGGAAUCCUGAGAGGGGAAACAGCAUUGAUACUCUAUGCACUCAAAGAUUUCCUUCCUAUGAGGAACUAGGAACAGCUAAAGUGACUGUGCAAAAGUCUGAUGAUAGUCUUCACUGUCUUGGCCAAAAGAGGAAGGAAACAAAUGGCGUACUCCAGCCAAAAGAAUCUCGGAUUGUGUCAGGACUUGCGGAUCUUCCACAGAAUUCCAUUAAGCUUCAGGUAACCAAUACGAAAUCCAUAUUGAAAGAUGCUGAGAAGAUUUUGAGAGGAGUACAAAACAAUAAAAAAGUACUUGAAGAAAACCUGGAAGCUAUUAUUCGUGCAAAGGAUGGAGCUGCCAUGUAUUCGUUUAUCAGUGCUCUGUCUACCAACAGAGAGAUGUCAGAGAAGAUUCGGAUCAGAAAGACAGUAGAUGACUGGAUUAAAACUAUUUCUGCAGAAAUUCAAGAUGAACUGGCAAGAAAAGAUUAUGAACAAAAGAGAUUUGAUCAGAAGAAUCAAAGGACCAAGAGAGCUCAGAACAUGAGUAAAGAUAUUAAAACCAACACACAAGAGAAAACUGUAAAUAACUCUGUAAUUGCAAGAAAACAUUCUCAAAAACAAAAAGAGGAGCAUCUUAGAAAUCCAACUACAAGGAGCAUGCCUGCUUCAAGCUUACAGAAAGAGAGGAAAGAAGGAUUUUUGAAAGCAACCACAGUGGUACAAGAGAAGGAUUAUAUGUUACAAAUCUAUGGAAAACCAGUUUAUCAGGGUCAUCGCAGCACUCUUAAAAAAGGACCAUAUCUCAGAUUUAAUUCUCCAUCUCCUAAGUCCAGACCACAGAGACCAAAAGUAAUAGAACAAGUUAAAGGUACUAAGGUAAAGUCAAUAAGAACACAAACCGACCUUUAUGCAACAAAACCUACAAAGAUGGAUUCUAAACUGCAACAUUCCAUCACUACACUGUCUCCUGGUGAUCAGCAGUAUUUGUUCAGCCCAAGCCGGGAAAUGCCUACUUUUUCAGGUACCCUGGAAGGUCAUCUAAUUCCUAUGGCAAUUCUUUUAGGACAAACCCAAAGUAAUAGUGAUUCUGUGCCACCUGCUGGAGUAAUUGUAAACAAGCCACACCCUGUAACAGUGACUACUUCUAUUCCACCAUCAUCUCGAAAAACAGAAAUUGGAGUAAAGAAACCUAACAUAGCAGUUGUAGAAAUGAAAUCGGAAAAAAAGGAUCCUCCUCAACUUACUGUUCAGGUAUUACCCAGUGUAGAUAUUGACAGCAUUUCAAACGGUAGUGCUGAUAUUGGUCUCUCUCCGUCUAGUCCCAAAGAAGCAUCUUCUCCUACUCCACUGAAAACCUGGAUACAGACUCCAGAAUUUACAAAGGCAGAUGAAGAAGUGGUGAAGUUUCCAGGAACUAACUUCGAUGAAGUAAUCGAUAUCAUACAGGAAGAGGAAAAAUGUGAUGAAAUUCCGGAAUACUCUGAACCAAUUCUGGAGUUUAACAGAAGUGUUAAAGCUGUUUCUACAAAAUAUAAUGGCCCUCCAUUUCCACCAGUUGCUUCUACUUUUCAUCCCACUACUGAUGUUCUGGAUAAAGUAAUUCAGAGAAAAGAAACAUUGGAAAAUAGCUUAAUUCAGUGGGUAGAACAAGAAAUAAUGUCAAGAAUGAUCUCUGGGCUCCUUCCAAUCCAACAGCAGUCCACAGCUAACGUCAGUGUCUCUGGCAGUGAGGCCAGUGAGCCACUGACUUCUGACAUGGUGGAAGGAACAAGCAGUGGUGCCCUCCAGGUUUUUGUUGAUGCCGGAGUUCCUCUGAAUUCAGACAUUAUUAGGCAUUUUGUGAAUGAAGCUCUUGCUGAAACCAUUGCUGUCAUGCUGGGUGACAGAGAAGCAAAGAAGCCAAAUCCUGUUGUUACAAGUUUUUCUGGGGAUGUUUCAACAAGCAAAACACACUUGCCGGCAGGAGUGUGUACCCCGGUGGCUACCCCACAGCCAACUCCUCCCCGCUCACCUUCAUCACCUCCUGAGGAGCGUGUGUUAGUGAAAACUCCAGAUUCUUCUCCCUGUGUCUCAGAUCAUGAUGUAGCUUUUCCCGUGAAAGAAAUAUUUGCUGAAAAAGGAAGUGAAAUGCCUGCCAUCACGCUUGUUAAUACUCCAACCAUUACUCCUACAACUACACCUCCUCCUGCAGCAGCUCUUACCCCAGCUUUGUCAGAGACUUCUAUUGAUAAAUUGAAGGUGUCAAGCCCAGAGCUUCCCAAGCCGUGGAGUGAUGGAGACCUGCCACUGGAAGAAGAGAAUCCCAACUCUCUUCAAGAAGAACUUCACCCGAGAGCCAUUGUAAUGUCUGUGGCUAAGGAUGAAGACCCUGAGAGCGUGGACCUCCCUGCUCAGCCUGCACCUCCAGAGCCAGUUCCCCUUAUGCCGCUUCCUGCUGGCACCAAGGCCCCUUCCUCCAUACAGAUGCCAAGUUCAGAUUCAUCAACAAUGGAGAGUACUUUGAGUGUUACUGCCACUGAAACUGAAACCUUAGAUAGACCCAUCUCAGAAGGAGAGAUUUUAUUUAACUGUGGUCAAAAAGUGGCUCCUACGAUUUUAGAUGAAGGACUGUAUCUGACAAACCUAAAUGAUAGCUUAUCCAGUACUCUGCAUGAUGCCCUUGAAAUGGAGGAUGAUCCUCCCAGCGAAGGACAAGUGAUCAGGAUGCCCCAUAAAAAAACUUACACGGAUGCAGUUCUUUCUCUUCUUGCUAAACAAAACCAGGAAUCGUUAGUUUCACAGCAAGCGUUCUAUCAUUCAGAGGACUUGGAAAACAGUGUGGGUGAACUUAGUGAAGGACAAAGGCCCAGGCUGACAGCAGCAGCAGCAGAGAACAUCUUAAUGGGACAUUCCGCCUGUAUGCAGCAGCCUGUAACUAAAGCAGAAUCUUCGGAUCAAAAAUGUGCUCCUAAGCCAUUGUCUCAGCAGUGUGACACAGUUACAGAUGGUAUCUGUGAAGAUUUAUGUGCUAGUCAUGGUCCAAUGAGUUUGGGAGAAUUGGAGUUGCAGCCAGAUCCUCACCUUGCUCUUCCCACAACAGUUCUGACAGCACAAGAAAAUGAUGUAAAAUUAUCAGUAGCAGCUGAAGAUUUUCCUCAGUACCAACAAAAGCAAGACCAGGAUGUUAAGCAAGUUGAACACAAGCCAGUUCAAACUCGUUUAAUACGUGUAAGAAAUAAAUCUGAUCUUUCACUUUCACAGCAGCAAGGCGAUAUGGAUCAGACACAGAUUGAGCCCAGUCUGUACCUCGCAUCUGUAUUUACAGGUGGUAAAGCAGUUCCACUCUUCACUUCGCAGACAUCACCUGCCAAGAUGUCUGUGACACUACCCUCAGUGAACCUGGAGGACUGCUCUCAGUCUCUGAGCAUCAGCACUGUCCAAGGGGACACAGAAUCCUCAGGAGCAGAUACCUUCUAAUGUGAAGUGAGAGCCAAUACAAUAUUUGUGCUGCUGGUUUUGAGUUCAUUUUUCUCUGGCAUAAAACCAUCUCUUAGAUGGUUUUGCUCCUUCAACAUAUUAAAAAAAAUAAUUUUUUAUUAAAAUGGGAAGUGUAAUUUGGGUAUUUAGGUAACAUUUUUAAAUAAAAUAAUUUAAAUGGA